AUGGAUGGAACCAAUAGAGGAGAAGCGGAACGGUGGCUCUACACAGCCAACAAGCUUCUCAGCGCGCGUGACUUACACGGCGCACGCUCAUUCGCUAUCCGGGCACGUGAAUCCGACCCGAGAUUCGAAGCUACCGAACUUCUCUUAGCGGUUAUUGAUACUCUCUUAGCCGGUGAAGUUCAGAUCAAAGAACAUCUUGAUUACUACGCCAUUCUUCAAAUUCUUCGUUACACUCAGAACAUUGAGUACAUAGCCGUUCAGUACCGACGUCUCGCCGUUCUGCUCGACCCUCACCGGAAUCCCUUCGCUUUUGCUGCUCAUGCUUUUUCUCUUGUUCAUGAUGCUUGGUCCAUUUUCUCAAAUCCGCAUAAGAAAGCUUUAUACGAUGAACAGCUUCAUUUUCUUACUCAACCACCAGCGCCGCAACCACCACCACCAUCGCAACAUAUUCAACCGCCACAGCCUCCACCGCAACAUAUUCAACCGCCGCCACCACCACAGCCGAAGCCGCAACCACAACCUAUUCAACCUCCUCCUCCAGCUCAGGUCAAUCAGAAUCAUGGCCUUCAACUGAGGAACAACCUCAGGUCUUCCAAUGAAGCUAACGUAGUUGCCGAGGGACAUAACAAUGGGCCGAGGCAGAGUCGGCGCAAUGUCGACGAGCGGACUAGGACGAGUCAGAGCAAUGUCGACAAGCCGACGGAGCCUAAGCCCGCUGAGACAGAAGCUGGAAGCUUCUGGACUGCGUGUCCUUACUGUUAUGCAAUGUUUGAGUAUCCUAAUGUUUAUCAGGAGUGUACACUCCGGUGUCAGAAUUGUAGGAAGGGGUUUCAUGCGGUAGUGGUACGGUCACCGCCGGAGUUGAGUGAAGAUGGUAGUUUGUUCUGUAGCUUUGGGUAUAUUCCUUUAGGGUUUAGUGGAAAUUUUAGGGAUAUUAGUGGGUCAUCUUCGGAAUGGAACCCUAUUUCUACUUUGUUUCCUUGCUCUAUGAAAGGUAGUUCUUCCAAGAGGGGUUUACAAAGAGGGCCCUUUGUUUAUCAUGAUCAUGAUACAUCUGCUGCUUUCGCGGUGCUUUCUGAUGUAAGUGAAGAUGAUACCGAUGAUGAUGAUGAUGAUUGGUGGAGAGGGGAUGAUAGCGAAGGGUCAGAGAAUGUGGUUAUGACAGGGGAUGAUAGCGAAGGGACAGAGAAUGUGGUUAUGACGAGGAGUAGGAGUAAAAAAAGGACCAUUGGAGGUGGUGGUGGUGAUGAUGGUGAUGGUGCUGGAAGGGGACCUGUUGAUACUGGGAGGCCCAAGAGGGGGGUUCAGAAUGGUAAUGCUGGCGAUGGUGGUGGUGGUGACGAUGUGGAUGGUGGUGAGGCGGCUGACCCUGCUUCUGCGCCUGCCGUUGAAGCUAGUAAGAAAGCUGCCUUGGGUGGUUCGAGGAGGAGGGGUGCAGCCAAUUUAGGUAAAUUGGAUCUGAAUGUGGAGUUUAGCAAUGAGGUGGAAGAAGCUGCUGCUGCUACUGGAGCAAAAGAACGGAAUGUGAAUGGGACUGGAAAUCCUGAGGAUAAUAUUGAAGGGAUUGGGUUUUUUGAAGGGCUUGAUGAGUUCCUUAGUAGCUUACCAAUUCUAAAUGUUGUUGGAGAUGAAAAGGUUAAGGGUCAUUAG
Lathyrus sativus (Indian pea) is the source of this 1650-nucleotide messenger RNA. The record is from the annotation of a GenBank genome assembly. NCBI's taxonomy places the organism in Eukaryota, Viridiplantae, Streptophyta, Magnoliopsida, Fabales, Fabaceae.